AUGAUACCUGAACUAGAAAGUAUGGAUGACCCUUAUGCUAAAGAAGAAUGGGUGAAUGAAAAGAUUCAUAUGAUUGUCACCACAAUAGAUACUGGAACGGAUGAACUGUCUUCUGACCAUUCUGUUCGUAAUGCUUCAAGAUCAUUUCGCCAGAUAUUCGAUGUCCCUCCUUCUGAACGCUUGGUUAGCUGUAUGUCUCUUCUUGCUUUUUUUUUUCUUACCUGUCAAACAUUUAACUGA
Molecule: messenger RNA, 240 nt
Organism: Halteromyces radiatus
Lineage: Eukaryota; Fungi; Mucoromycota; Mucoromycetes; Mucorales; Cunninghamellaceae
Exons: 2
Coding region: 1-240 (79 amino acids)
Source: RefSeq, a predicted model, not a curated record